Boeremia exigua is the source of this 1275-nucleotide messenger RNA. RefSeq lists its product as uncharacterized. The record is from RefSeq and is a predicted model, not a curated record. Gene Ontology annotation, cellular component: HAUS complex; cytosol. Gene Ontology annotation, biological process: spindle assembly. The transcript has 2 exons. Bases 303 to 1196 code for a protein of 297 amino acids. Lineage: Eukaryota; Fungi; Ascomycota; Dothideomycetes; Pleosporales; Didymellaceae.
CUCGACAUCGUUCUCGUUCUCAAUCAUCAUAGGCGCCAUAACAAUAAACAAUUAUACACAAUCUAAAAGUAUGGUACAGAGCACGGAAGGAACUGGCUCGUAUGUGUAUUUGUGGAGGCAAGACUGGUUCACCAGCUAUGACACUGCGUCUCCAGAAUUCCUGACUUGGUUAGGGUUCCGAAGUCGGCAGUUGCGACAUCACCAAAAUUUAAGCUUAUCGAUAAGGAAGGGUCCAGGGUCCAGAGGCGCCCGUCUCCACAUUCAGCGUCACAACAAACACCUGUGACACCAUAGGCUGUGAAAUGGACAACUUGACGCCGUCUGAUCUCUUCUCGCCCUCCAAAGCCAAGCAGCAGCGUGCGAGAGCUCAGGACUGGGCACAUAUCGAUUCAUGGCUGUCAUACAAGUACGCCGGGCGAACGGUGCCCGCAUUCGAGCGCAAUGAGGAGACGCUGAAGGUACUGCGCGAGUUGUCAAUGGCAAACGAGAGAGCAGAUGAGGAGCGCAUUAUCAUGGAACGCCUAGAACGCGAGGCCUUGAAGGAGCUAGACGAGGUCACCGCCAACCCCAGCGACGCUCACAUCCUCUCCACUCUGCGCGCACACCUCACGCCCGAAGGCUCAACGGCCCUGACCGCCCUCACAUCGACGACCCUCGCCCUCUCGACCCCAACACCAGACCCGCAGGCCCUCGCCCACGCCCUCGUCUCGCACACCACCACCACGCAGAACCUCACCAACCAGCUCACCCACAUCCAAAACCUCCAGCAAUACCUCUCCAAGCAGCACGACUCGCUGCGCGCCCAGCUCACCGAACUCCAGACCAACCCGGCCUUCUCCGCCCCGUCCUCGCUGCAACGCCAGACCAUCGAACAAACCAGGCAGACUAAGCAUCUCCGCUCCAAGAUCCGCGAGGCCGAGUCGCAGCUCUCGUCUCUGCAGUCCAGUCACGCGCGCGCGAUGACGCCAGCGUCGAAGAAUAUAGCGUCUGCGGAGGCGAUAACAGAGAUGUUGGAGCAACAGCGGGCGCUGGAGGAGCUGAGGGAAAGGGUGGAAGUGCUGGAAGAUGAGGUCGAGGAGUUUGGGGGGCUGCCAGCGGAUUUGGCAGCUGCGAGGAAGGAGGUGGGGCGGUUGGAGGUCAGGUGCGAUGAAGUCAGGCGGCGAAGAGAUGAAUUAUUUGAAGGGCUUGUGGGGUGAUGACGCCUGAAUGAGUGUCUAAAGUACAGAAGAAAAAUCACAAGCUGCGCCCAUUUGUCACGAUGUAUAUCCCCUGGUU